AUGCAUGAAAAGGAAGAAUACCCUUAUCUGCUGACUGAUAAUGGUGCUUCCUUGUCAGACGCAGCCAAGCAAAAUGUUGUCCGCCUGUCACAGGGCUUUGCUCAGAAACACCAGAUGGGGAGCUACAGUUACUUUGCAGACAAGGCAAUCUUCCAGCUUAUGGUGGAAAUGACAAAGCUUGACCCAAAACGAGAAUGGUCCAAGUUCAAACCAAAGAAUGGAGAGUCAAUGGGUGAACUACACCACUUCCUAUGUGACCCUAGUCAUGAACAGCGCAUCAUGGCUGCUCGCCACUCUCAUCUGCUCUUGACAAAGAAUGAUGGGACUCCUCUGGACACACGACACCAAGACCUGGUGUUCAGGAAGGUCUAUGAGACAGCUCUGGGAAACCUCAGUGCGCAGGGCACAAUCCCUGAAUCUUUUAGCAAAGAUGAAGAGAAUAACCGUGUGGCAACAUUACUGCUCACACUGGGGGUUGUAGCAGCCAAUUCGCCAUACCUAGAGGCCAAAGCACUUUUUGCCAUGUGCUUCUGGGCGCCAGGCAAGGAGGUGGAUGCUGCACUGGUUGCUAGGGUCGUUACCAGGGUAGCUGAAUCAAGAGGAAAGCCACUUCGGAGAUACGUGCGGCACCACCUCCCAUACCUAGCCAGGGAGUGGCUGCAGCAUGGCUAUGAGGUAGAUGCCUUCCCCUUCUCCCUGCUGGAGUGCACCAGUGCAGAGGCCUUCAUUCGGGAGAACAUAGACAUCCUUGUGCCAGUUUUCUUUGAGUGUGACCAGAUAGGCCAGCUGGAUCACUUAGCCAAGGCUUGUACAAAGGAUGUUCCACAGCUACUCCAAGAGGCUUUUCCUACACUUAUGGCCUACAUUUUCCCCUGUAUUGCUGCUGAGACUGAUGAGGCAACCAAGCAGCAUCUGCAGCCUGCUAAGAUUUUUGCAGCUCGUAAGCACUACAAAUUUCUGGAAAAGACCCUUGGGUCAGACCAGCUGAACACCCUACUGGAUAAAGACAUUGAUAAGAUUACAUUGACACUGCUUAAGCUUGUCCAUGAUCCCAAUCCUAUGGUUGAGGGGGAGGUUGUGGUGGCUCCCAACCCUCCUCACUUUCCCCCAAUCAUUGUUCAGAAGACACUUAAGUACCUGGGAGCUCUCUUUGGUGAGGCACAUCGAACUCAGAUUUCUCAAAACUGCUGA
Messenger RNA from Penaeus indicus, 1191 nucleotides. RefSeq names its product serine-protein kinase ATM-like. The transcript has 7 exons. Gene Ontology annotation, molecular function: protein serine/threonine kinase activity. The record is from RefSeq and is a predicted model, not a curated record. Lineage: Eukaryota; Metazoa; Arthropoda; Malacostraca; Decapoda; Penaeidae. Gene Ontology annotation, biological process: DNA damage response. The coding region runs from base 1 to 1191 and encodes 396 amino acids.